AUGACCAUAGUCUCAAAUGAUCCCUCUUGGUGGCCGGUCAUUGAUGCAGAUCGUUUUUCUAGCUAUUUUAUACUUGCCGCCUUUGUUGGAGUGACGUAUGACUGGGCCCUUACAUUUGGACAAGAGGUUGAAUUGGUCUGGGCACGCUACCUUGGAAUCUUUUAUGCUGCCCUGAACAUGCUUACAUACAGUCAGUCUUCCGACCAUCUUGCUGACAGAUACAGUCGGAUUACGUACCUCGUACAUUAUUGGAUCAAUGUUUUGGUAUUUGCGAUGCUGUGGGUCAUCAUCAUCACUCGGUUGCAUGCCAUGUAUCAAGGAUCCAGAAAGAUCCUGAUAUUUCUUAUAGUCACCUUCCUCGCUGACAACAUUUUCGACGUAGUGGUCGUCAUAAUGGCAACGAUGCAUGUGUCAGGGGAGGAAUAUAUUCUCUCCGGCACUUAUAUGUGCCAGAUUAACUAUCCGGAAGAUGUCGUACUUCUGGUUUCCAUUGCUUGGAUACUCGCAACUGUGUGGGAGGUCCUCGCACUAUGUCUCGCAGUCUGGAUUGCUGUAAAACACUUCCGUGAGCUGCGACGUUAUUCGGCAGGAGGCAUUAUCGGGGACUGUUUCUCGGUGUUGAUCAAAACUCACAUGGCAUACUUUGCGAGGAUCGGACGUGGUAGCUUUGUUGCUGUUUCUUGCCUCUCCCUCGCUAUCAAUUUAUCUCCAACAAUCUCAGCGGACGAAAAUUCCCUAGAAUCUCAGACCCUUAGUGGCUUGGUUCAGAUUUCGACAGUCGUGCAGAUGUUUGUGCUGGGACCAAGGCUGAUCCUUGGCGUUCGAGAAUACCACGCCAAGCUCGUGGCCAACUCCGACGCAGCAUCUCCUAUGACCUCUAUCGCUUUCCAGGAGCGCGUGCAUGUAUCGACUAACAGUAGCGUGUGA
Molecule: messenger RNA, 927 nt
Organism: Suillus bovinus
Lineage: Eukaryota; Fungi; Basidiomycota; Agaricomycetes; Boletales; Suillaceae
Exons: 12
Coding region: 1-927 (308 amino acids)
Source: RefSeq, a predicted model, not a curated record